This is a messenger RNA of Myotis brandtii (Brandt's bat), 2308 nucleotides long. RefSeq names its product oxoeicosanoid (OXE) receptor 1 (gene OXER1). NCBI's taxonomy places the organism in Eukaryota, Metazoa, Chordata, Mammalia, Chiroptera, Vespertilionidae. Gene Ontology annotation, biological process: G protein-coupled receptor signaling pathway. Gene Ontology annotation, molecular function: G protein-coupled receptor activity. The record is from RefSeq and is a predicted model, not a curated record. Gene Ontology annotation, cellular component: membrane.
AAUUUGAGUUACGAGCUCUGUCACGGAACAAAUUAAACUCGUAAGUCAAGGCCCCACUGUAUUCCCAGGAUUGUUCUGCUCGGGGGAGAAGCCCCCAGGUCCCCAGGUCACGGCAGGGGAGUCUUCUGCCUGUGGGAUGUGCUUCAUUAUGUACUUGGACGUGGGGCCAUCACAGACUUUGGAGUCAUCAGGAAUCUGGAAGUAACUACAGCAGCUGGCAGGGCAUAAGGGGGCUGGUUCCACAGGCCAUGCUCACUUCACUGUCAGGUGUAUGGGAGCCCCACCUCCCUCUCUCAGCACAACAUCCUGUUGGGCCCUAGUCCCUUCACCAGAGCUGUGGGGGAAGGGAGACGGCUGCCCAGCCUGUAAUUGUGAUGGAGGGUGGGGGUUGUACAGGUCGGUCUGCAUGAUCCUAAGAGCUAUGGGUUUCCAGGACCAGCUUCUGCCUUCAGCAAGCAGGUGUCUGACCACCCAGAGCCACAUACACUCUCCCCACCUCACCCCAGGUGGGACUUCCUCACACCUCAGGGUCUCCCUGGGCCUCCAUCUCACCCCUGCUGAGCCUUGUUUCCUCCUCUGACAGGGGCAGCACAGAUGCCCCCUCCAGGCUGGGUUCAGAGACCCGGGGAGGGGCAUCAGCCAGUGUGGGAAGGGGAGGGAGGGAGGGCCGGGGGUUCCUCUUUGCUAUCAAACAGGAACACUGGGUGUUUCUCAGUGGCUUCGAGGAUACCGACGAAAACCCCAGAAUACUGAGUCAUUGUGGUGGCAGCUGAUAGAGAGCACUCAUCCCUGCACCCUCCUAGAAGCAGAAAGACUGGACACUUCUCUCAGCUCCGUGGCCCAAGCAGCACAUGGAAUUUCAUAACCUGAGCGCUCCCUCGCCGCCCUGCCUCCCAGCCUCUUCCCCAAAGGUGGCCGCGUUCCUGGCGCCAGUCCUGGGCGUGGAGUUCAUCCUGGGCCUGCUGGGGAACAGCCUGGCCCUCUUCAUCUUCUGCGUGCACACGCGGCCCUGGUCCUCCAACGUGGUGUUCUUGGUCAGCCUGGUGGCGGCGGACUUUCUCCUGAUCGUCAGCCUGCCCCUGCGCGUGGACUACUACUUCUACCAGGAGACCUGGCGAUUCGGGCCCACGGCCUGCAAGGCCAACCUCUUCAUGCUGUCGGCCAACCGCUCGGCCAGCGUCGUCUUCCUCACGGCCAUCGCGCUCAACCGCUACCUGAAGGUGGUGUGGCCGCACCACGCGCUGAGCCGGGCCUCGGGGCGCACAGCCGCCGGGGUGGCCGGGGGGCUCUGGGGGGGCAUCCUGUUGCUCAACGGGCACCUGCUUCUGAUCACCUCUCAGGGGAAGUUCUGCCUCAGCUACCAACUGGGCAUGAGCCCUUGGGCCGGGCACCACUGGCACCAAGCGCUGUUCGUCUUGGAAUUCUUCCUGACAUUUGCGCUCAUCCUCUUCGCCAUCGUGAGCAUCGGGCUGACCAUUCGGCGCCGGGGCCUGGGCGGGCAGGCGGGCCCGCGGCGGGCCCUGCGCAUGCUGGCCGCGGUGGCGGCCGUCUACACCAUCUGCUUCCUGCCCAGCGUCCUCUUUGGCCUGGCGUCCAUCGUGGCCUUCCGCCUGCACGCCUGCCGCGCCCUGGACCUCUGCUCGCAGCUCUUCCACGGCUCCCUGGCCUUCACCUACCUCAACAGCGUCCUGGACCCCGUGCUCUACUGCUUCUCCAGCCCCAGCUUCUUCCGCCAGUGCAAGGCCCUGCUGGGCCUCGGCCAGGGCUCACAGGACCCAGCCAGCGAUGAGAGCUCCAGCCAGCCCCCCACCCGCCUCCAGGAGGCCUCCAGAAUAGAGGCCCCGGGGAAGCUGCAGGCGCAGGGCUCCCUGGAGGUCUCGUUGGAGUGAGGGACUAGGGUCUGCGGCAGUGGGGAGCCUGGCUUGGAGGGACAAGGUCACUCCUGGACUGUUGCCAGCAGAGACUGCCACAACCAACUGGACAAGGGACAUCUGCAGGAGCCAGGUGGGUGGCAGGGAGAGAAACAGGCUUGGCCUCACCGAGACGUGUGUCCCUGGUGCCAUCCCGAGGGCAGGAGGAGUCAGAUGGCAGGUGGGGACGGCAGGGGCUGCAGGGGCUGCCCAAUCCCGCCGGGUCGGAGCUGAUGGCUGAGAGCAGCUGCGUUUUCUCGCUUGUCCCUUUCAAUAAGAAUAAACUUCCUUUUGAAAAUGCAAGCCUAUCUUGGCUGUUCUAAAGAAACCUGAAUAAAUGUCUUUGGGUCCACCCAGUCCUGGCAUCAGUAGGGUUCGAAGGGAAUGCCCCCAAGGUG